Molecule: messenger RNA, 1794 nt
Organism: Gopherus evgoodei (Goodes thornscrub tortoise)
Lineage: Eukaryota; Metazoa; Chordata; Testudines; Testudinidae
Product: olfactory receptor 6N1-like
Exons: 3
Coding region: 1-1794 (597 amino acids)
Biological process (GO): G protein-coupled receptor signaling pathway
Cellular component (GO): membrane
Molecular function (GO): olfactory receptor activity; G protein-coupled receptor activity
Source: RefSeq, a predicted model, not a curated record
AUGGAAGGCACAGAUUGGAGAAACCAAACGACCAUCACAGAAUUAGUCCUCCUGGGAUUCAGGGAGCUCCCUGACCUGAGAAUUCUUCUCUUUCUAAUGUUCCUAGUGAUCUACAUGGCAACCAUGGCUGGAAACACUCUCAUUGUGAUGCUUGUUGUGACUGACCAGCACCUUCACACCCCCAUGUACCUGUUUCUGGGUAACUUGUCCUACUUGGAAAUCUGCUAUACCUCUACCUUCCUCUCCAGGUUACUGGCCUGUCUCCUGACUGGGGACAGAACCAUCUCAGUCAGUGGCUGCAUCACACAACUGUAUUUCUCUGGCUCACUGGCAGCUACGGAAUGCUAUCUCCUAGCAGCAAUGUCUUAUGAUCGGUAUUUAGCGAUAUGUAAACCUCUGCACUAUUCAACUCUUAUGAGUAGCAGGUUUUGCCUCCAGUUGACUGCUGGAGCAUGGUUAAACGGUUGCUUGGCUACUACCAUCUUUAUGUUAUUCAUGUCACCAUUAAUAUUCUAUGGCCCGAAUGAAAUUGACCACUUUUAUUGUGACCCCAUCCCAUUGAUAAAACGCUCUUGCAGUGACACACUCCUGAUCAUAUUGAUGGAUUUAAUACUAAUCUGUGUAUUCACUCUGUCUCCGUUCCUACUAACUCUGACGUCCUAUGUGCGUAUCAUUGCCACCAUACUGAAAAUCCCUUCCACCACUGGGAGGCAGAAGGCCUUUUCUACCUGCUCCUCUCACCUCCUCAUGGUGACAAUUUUCUAUGGCACAGUAAUGAUUGUCUACAUGCUACUGAAAUGUGAUAAAUUUAAAGACCUGAAAAAAGUGUUUUCUCUUUGCUACACAGUCCUAAUUCCUCUGGUAAACCCCCUCAUUUACAGCCUGAGAAACAGAAAGGUCAAGGAAGCCUUGUGCAAAGCAACUGUUUGGGAACGACUUGGAUCUGAUCUUUGGGAGUCAGUUGCCCACGGCAGUAAGGAAGCUGUCUCCCUUAGUCAGAUAUGGUGCAAAACAAAGAAAAUAGUAGAAACGCUCGCUGCUGAGGUGGGAGUUCAGGCCGCCGUGGACGAUAUUUUCCGACCAAAGAAGGCUGAAGAGUCGCCUAUGGUGCUGCCCGAGCCACCUGUCGUAUUACCAGUCGGAGCUAAGGAGUUUUUUGGAGGGGAGGAUGUAAUUGUCCCUACUGCACCUGGUUUUGACCCUGACGUUGAUCCUCACACGGUUCCCCUUCCUCAAGAUUCGGAGGGAUCUUUUGAAAAUAUGGACACCGAUCGCACCCCUUUUACUGAAUCCACGGAAUUUCGGGAAGAAAUGAAACGACAAGGACACCAGCUGCAGGAAAUGCUGGAUAAACUGUCUCGUAUGGCAGGAGAAACUUCCUCUCCUCAAUCUCAUCUUUUAAAGACUUUGCAGGGCUAUGAAAACUAUAAAGCUAAACCACCAGAUAAGCCCUUACAAUCCAGCAAUAAUACGGUUUCGUGUCCCCGUUGUGGGCUUUGGGGGUGCAGUGUAGGAUGCACGGGAACCCAACCACAAACUCCCUCGAGUGAAACCCAACCACAAACUCCCUCGAGUCGUAAACUGCCGGGACGGUCUUUGGCAGGUCAGCAGCAGAAGCCCGGCAAUCCUUUUCUCAGUGGCCCGCCGGCAUAUUCCCCGGAUACUGUAGGGCCUAGAUCCCCGGAUCCGGUACGGCGAUGGCGUGGACUUAUAAAAGAAGCCCACAUAGAGGGGGAGUUCUUACCUAAUGCCUUCCCGGUCAUUACACCGGACCCAAAUAACCCUACUCGGUGA